This is a messenger RNA of Quercus robur (English oak), 2152 nucleotides long. Its product is annotated as putative disease resistance protein At1g50180. Gene Ontology annotation, molecular function: ADP binding. The record is from RefSeq and is a predicted model, not a curated record. Gene Ontology annotation, biological process: defense response to other organism. Lineage: Eukaryota; Viridiplantae; Streptophyta; Magnoliopsida; Fagales; Fagaceae.
GACAUAGUUGACUAAAUUCAUACAAAGAUAAGUGCUCCCAUUCAUCUUCUUUCUGUUGAAGAGGAAUGGCUGUGUCUGUUGUGUCCUGUGUGGUGACAAGGCUUGGUAACUUGGUCGCACAAGAAGCAAUAUACUUGAACGAUGUGAGUGACAAAGUUCAUGAGUUACAAACGGAGCUUACGCGGAUGCAAUGCUUUUUAAAAGAUGCUGAUGCGAGGCAGAAUGAAUCAGCGUUUGUAAAGAAUAGCGUUGUAGAAAUGAAAGAUCUUGGUUAUGAUGCAGAAAAUAUCAUUGCGACUUGUGCCCUCACAGUUGCAUCCAGAAAGGGAAGGGUGACCAAGUUCAGCAAGGGAGGAGGCGUACAAAAGGCCCUCGAGAGGUUCGCUUGCAUCUUGGGUGAAGGAAUUACAGUGCACCAAGUAGGGUCAAAGAUUGCAGAUAUAAUGGCAAAACUUUCUAAUUUGAGAAAGAGUUUUGAAGACAGCAUAAGAGAAUCAAUAAUGCAAGGACGCGGACCAAGUUCAUUGAAUGAGACGCAACGAGACCAAAGGGAAACUUAUCCUCAUCCUGAACGUAUCGUUGUUGGGUUGGAAGAUGAUACAAAUAAAUUGGUGGUGUUUCUAUUGAAAGAGGAAGGAGUUGCUUCCAUAUGUGGUAUGGGUGGUCUGGGAAAGACCACUCUUGCCAAGAUGGUUUAUAAUCACCAUGAAGUCAAGCGGCACUUUGACCGCCAUGCUUGGGUAUAUAUCUCUCAACAAUUUCAAAGAAGACGAGUAUACUCUAUAAUGAAAACAACGAUGGAAAAGUUAGGCAAGGAAAUGAUUGGAUAUUGUGGAGGUUUACCAUUGGCUGUCAUUGUUCUUGGAGGUCUUUUAGCUACAAAGCAAACAGAAGAAUGUUAUGACGAUCUGCCUUACCACUUGAAACCAUGUUUUUUAUAUUUAGCCCAUUUCCUAGAGGAUUUUGAGAUAACAAGAAAGGAAUUUAUUCGGAUGUGGAUGGGAGAAGGCUUUAUAUCACAAAUUCAGCAUAGAGGAGGAAGAGAGGAUACAAUGGAGGAUUGGAGAGAAAUAUUACAGGAGCUAGUGUAGAGGUGCAUGAUUCAAGUGGGGAAAAUUGGCUCACUUGGAAGGAUCAGAACUUGUCGAAACCAUGAUCUUAUGCGAGAAUUUUGGGUAUCAAAAGCCCAAAGGGAAAGUGAUAAUUGCCUCGAGGGGAUUAAAUUCAAUAAAUAUCCUUACCUUAGGUCUCUUCUCUACUUUGUGCCUUGUGACAAUGAUUUGUAUCUUAAAGAAUCUUAUUUCAAGAAAAUCAGGUUGCUUAGAGUCUUAAAUCUUGAAAAUUUUCAAAUAUUUUUUUUGUGUGGAAACUUACCUGAUGACAUUGGAUAUCUCAUCCACUUGAGAUUUUUAUCUUUGAAAAAUACCAAGAUAGAAAUCUUGCCAUCAUCCAUGGGCAAUUUGAAGUGCUUGGAGACACUAGAUUUGCUGGCUCAAGAAUACAGUAUGAGGGUACCAAAUGUAUUUAAGAACAUGAAACAAUUAAGGCAUCUGUAUCUACCCAUUUAUUAUAUGUUCUUCGCACGCGCGACAACUUUUUUAAAUGAAUGGGAAUGGGAUUCAGAUGUAGUACAAGUAGUAUCAAGCUGUCCUUAUAUAUAUAAGCUAAAUCUACACUGCUUAAUAAAGAAUCUCCCAGAAGCUCACCAAUUCUCUCCAAAUCUGGCCAAGUUGACCUUAUGGAGAACUGGUCUUGAAGAAGACCCAAUGGCAACAUUAGAGAAGUUGCCAAACUUAAAAAUCCUUCUCCUUCUUUUUAAUUCAUUCUUAGGAAAGAAUAUGGUUUGUUCUCAAAGAGGAUUUCCUUUGCUUCAGUUUCUUGUCCUUUCUGAAUUGAGAUAUUUAGAUGAGUGGAGGGUGGAUGAAGGAGCCGCACCCAAUCUUUUACGUUUGGAAAUUAGAGAAUGCUGGUGCUUGAUGACAAUUCCAGAUUGAUUGAGUUUCAUUGCAACCCUCCAGAAAUUGGAGAUCAAUGACAUGACAAAGUCAUUCAAAGAUAGGCUUGACAAAGGAGGACCUGGUUUUUACAAAGUCCAACAUGUCCCUUAACUUGUAUUUCAACAAUGUGACAGAGAAUGAUAAUCUUUAGCUAA